AUGAAAAUUCUACGCACGCCUGACGAACGUUUUGAAGGACUGAUGGAUUACCCGUUUGCACCUCACUACACAACCAUAAAAACUCACGACGGCAGCGAUCUGCGCAUUCACCACCUCGAUGAAGGUCCCACUAACGGCCCCCUUGUUUUGUGUAUGCACGGUCAGCCGGUCUGGAGCUAUCUAUAUCGGCAUGUCAUUCCCCAUCUGACCGCAGCCGGCCUACGGGUAAUCGCUCCGGAUCUGGUCGGAUACGGUAAGUCUGACAAGCCUGCGGCACGGGAGGAUUACAGCUAUGAACGCCAGGUUGAGUGGAUGGGCAAGUGGCUGGAGGCCAACAAUUUUUCGGGCAUUACUUUCUUUGGUCAGGACUGGGGUGGUCUUGUCGGGCUGCGUCUGGUGGCCAACCAUCCCGAGAGGUUCGAACGUGUCGUGAUCUCCAAUACCGGACUACCUUAUAACCCCGACGUACCCGCUGAGGUAGUCAAAGAAAUUGAAGACUUUCGGGCCAACCAACCGACACCGAGCCUGAUAGAAAUGCAAAAAGCAUUAAGCAGCAUGGGCAGUGGUGAACAUCCGGCGCGCAAAUUUGCCUACUGGCAGAAAUGGUGUUGGGAAACCGAAGAUUUACCUGUGGGCUUCAUGAUGUCCAUGAUGCUGCAACCGCCGGCAAAACCAGUGCAGGCGCUGAAAUUCCUGCUGAAUAAAAUGGGGAUCACGUCACCCCUGCCUACCCCCCUGGCCAAGGCAUACGAAGCGCCGUUUCCGGACCCGAGUUACAAAAUGGGGCCUCGGGCCAUGCCAAGCCAGGUGCCAACCUUACCCACGUCUCCAUCUCUGGAAGAACAACGUAAAGCCUGGGCAUUUUUUGAGUCGUUUGAUAAACCUUUCCUCUGCGCAUUUGCCGACAACGACCCGGUCACCCGCGGUGGGGAUGCUCAAUUCAGGGAAAAAGUGCCAGGGACCAAAGGUUUACCGCAUACAACCAUCAAAGGCGGGGGUCACUUCGUCCAGGAGGGCGCGCCAGAACAGGUUGCGCAGGUGAUCGUCGACCUGAUUCGAUCCACGUCUUAUUGGUACACCUCUUUUCGCGGACCACUUUCUGAAGCGGAAAUUGAGCAGUACAUGGCUUACUUCCAGCGCGAGGGCGCGGAUGCAACACCGGAACGCCUGGCAAACCUGCAUCGGUUUAUGCAGGAAGAUACCGGUGACGAUUUUGUCAUGGUCAAUGUGAUCGACAUGUAUGAUCAACCGCUGGCGCUUGCCGGUGUGGAAGCCACCGAUUCCAGUGACGAUGUGCUGAACAAAUACAUGCAGUAUAUGUAUCCGGAACUGCUUGUCCGAGCAUCACAUCCGGUGCUGUUCGGCGAUGCUGCUGGUAGUGCAUUGGAUUUAAUGAAUGCACCCGGCAUGCACAAAUGGACUCGUGGCGCAGGUAUGCGCUAUCGCAGCAGAAGAGACAUGUUGGAAAUAUCGACCAAUCCUGAAUUUUCCGGCGCCCAUGAGUUCAAGAUUGCCGCCAUGGCGAAAACCAUCGCCUUUCCCAUCGACCCCUGGUGGCAACUUGGUGAUCCGCGUCUGAUUCUCGGCUUAAUUCUGGCACUAAUCGCCAGCACCCUCAGUUGGUGGUCGACGGUAAGACGCCAGCACUAA
Molecule: messenger RNA, 1650 nt
Organism: Symbiodinium pilosum
Lineage: Eukaryota; Dinophyceae; Suessiales; Symbiodiniaceae
Source: the annotation of a GenBank genome assembly